Messenger RNA from Nannospalax galili (Upper Galilee mountains blind mole rat), 951 nucleotides. Its product is annotated as olfactory receptor 2AG1-like. The transcript has a single exon. Gene Ontology annotation, molecular function: olfactory receptor activity; G protein-coupled receptor activity. Gene Ontology annotation, biological process: G protein-coupled receptor signaling pathway. NCBI's taxonomy places the organism in Eukaryota, Metazoa, Chordata, Mammalia, Rodentia, Spalacidae. Bases 1 to 951 code for a protein of 316 amino acids. The record is from RefSeq and is a predicted model, not a curated record. Gene Ontology annotation, cellular component: membrane.
AUGGAGCUCUGGAACUCCACGUUGGGAAAUGCCUUCAUCUUGGUGGGGAUUCUGGAUGGCAGUGACUUUCCUGAACUUCUCUGUGCCAUAAUCACAACCCUGUACUUUUUGGCCCUGACCAGCAAUGGACUGCUGCUCCUGGUCAUCACAUUGGAUGCCCGGCUCCACGUGCCCAUGUACCUCCUACUCAGGCAGCUCUCUCUCAUGGACCUCCUCCUCACAUCAGUUAUCACUCCCAAGGCUGUCAUGGAUUUUCUGCUCAGAGACAACACCAUCUCUUUCGGUGGCUGUGGUCUUCAAAUGUUUAUGGAACUGUCGGUGGGUAGUGCAGAGGACCUCCUUCUUGCCUUCAUGGCCUAUGACAGGUAUGUGGCCAUUUGUCAUCCACUGAACUAUAUGAUCUUCAUGAGUCAUAGGGUCUGCUGGUUCAUGGUGGCCAUUUCAUGGAUCCUGGCAUCACUAAGUGCUCUAGCGUAUACCAUCUACACAAUGCAAUAUCCCUUCUGCAAAUCCCGGGAAAUUAGACACCUGUUCUGUGAGAUCCCUCCUUUGCUGAAGCUGGCCUGUGCUGACACAUCCAAAUACGAGCACAUGGUAUAUUUAAUGGGCGUGAUUUUGCUAAUUCCCCCUCUUGUUGCCAUUCUGGCCUCCUAUUCACUAAUUCUAUUCACUGUGCUCCACAUGCCUUCAAAUGAGGGCAGGAAGAAAGCCCUUGUCACCUGCUCUUCCCACCUGACUGUGGUUGGGAUGUGGUAUGGGGCUGCGACAAUCGUGUAUGUCCUGCCCAGCUCCUACCACAGUCCCAAACAAGACAAUAUCAGCUCUGCUUUCUACACAAUUGUCACUCCAGCUCUCAACCCCCUUAUCUACAGUCUGCGGAACAAGGAGGUCACUGGGGCUUUGAGGAGAGUCCUGAGAAAACGAUUGUUGUCAACACAUCCCACCUUCUAG